UCGCGCGUCGCGUUCACACGUCACGUUCGUACACUAACCGUGUUUCACGUGUCAACAGCCUAAUACCGCAGUAACUUAGACAUAAACUUACACUGUGUUUCGCCGUGUCGCGUGUGCUGUGUUGUGUUAAACUUUUUUGAUUAGAAAGUGCGUCUGUGCAGUGAAUUUCCGCGGGCCACCGAUGGCGCGGUGAUGGCGCGAGGCGCAUGCGCAUUGGCGCUGUUGUGCGUCAUCACAGCCGGCGCAGUCGCCUACACCGUUGAUUGCAACCACGAGUACACUGAUUGCGAUACUGAGCUCAGAAAACUAACCAGUGAAGAUGACGAUUCGGCGUCGACAUUACCAUCGAUGCUACCAACAGUUGUUGAAAUAGUUUCUCCUAAAAUAACUACCACUACAGCAGCACCAACACGUUCGACAUUAACUGAGGAAGAAAAUCGAUCAAACAAAACUGAAGUUCAUACAACGACUGAGGCUAAUGAAGUCCCUGAAUCAGCAGCUAAACCUAAGCCAAGAUUACUCAAUUUAAGUGUCGAUGAGUUACAGAAUUUUGCCAAUAUCUUACACAAUCAAAGUAAAGGAAUAAAAAGCACAUUUUCGGAUUUAAGCGAUGUUAAUCUGGAUGAAGAUGAAGAUGAGAACCCAAGGCUAAGAGGAGAUGAGCCAAAAAAUACACACAUAACAGACAAAUUCUUUUCAAACCUUAAAGCUCCUUUCAAUCCAUUAUUAUCUGUUGAUAGAUCAGAAGAAACUGAAACGUGUAAGGAGAACGAUAUUACUUAUAAGAUUGGAGAGCAUGUAGAUCGUGGUUGCGAGGAAUCAUGCGAAUGUACUCCCGGUGGUUCCUUUGAAUGUGCACCAAGAUGUCAACAUCCUUAUAUUCGUCGUGGCAGAAGACUUACCGAUCCCUUAUGCUUCGAGUCUCCGGUAGACGAAUGUUGUUCCAUUAUUGCUUGUGCAACGGGAAACGGAGAUCCAAAACUAUCGACCCUGGAGGUGUGUCGUUAUGGUAAUGUUUCGUAUCCGGUGGGCGGGAAGUGGAAUAUCGGCUGUGAACAAACGUGCACUUGCGAACAGAACUCGGUGGUCACCUGUAAGCCAAGAUGCAAGCGUCUACCACAAUCUGAUAAAUGUAUUAACGUACAAGACCCGAAUGAUGAAUGCUGUGAGAUGCAAAUUUGCGAUGUCUCUCAAGACGUUCAUGAAGAACCAGCUGAAAAUAUAACAAGUUCGACUUCAUCCACAACUGAAAUUCCGAAGCAACUACAAGACUCAAUUAAUCUACCCAUAUCACCGAUGAGGCCACUAGUACUCUCAGAACCUAUUGGUUCCAUUAAAGUACUACAAAAUAACAGUGUCCAAGUAAAUUUAAUGCAUAUGAAUAGCAGCGAUGAUCCCGUCCAUUUACUAAUUAGCGGUGAUGGGGGUAAAACUUACAGUGAUGUAGAAUUGAAAUACUCCAAUUUAAUAUUGAAUUUGGAAGGUGGUAAGGACUACGUCUUAAAAACAAAAGAAACUGGAACGAAAUUUAAUUUUACUAUAACAGCUUUGGAUGUCGGUAAUGAAGUGGAAGAACCACUGAAUGGAACCAACGUUGGAUGUUAUCAUGAUGGUCAAUUUUAUGCGAUUGGUGAAGAGUUCCAAAUAGGAUGCAGUGAACUAUGUGAAUGUACCGGGCCAGAUGCACGGGAAUGUGCUCCAUUACUUUGCCCAUCCCAUGUAGGAUUAGAAUUGGUAUCAAAAGGUUGUGUUCGAUGGGCACCAAACCCACCACCUACACCACCGAACUGUUGCCCAAGGACUGCAAGAUGCUUAAGCGAUGGGACAUGCCACUAUAAAGGUGUAGCAAUCCCAAAUUGGAGCGAAGUACCGGUCACGCUAACGGGGUGUGAAGAAAACUGUUUCUGUGAGAACGGUGAGCUAGACUGUGAGGCGGCAUGUGCACCGCUACCACCAAUACCUCCUCAAAAUCUCAGAUGUCCCCCCAUGCAUCGCCCAGCUCCGGUCAACAUAUCUGACGAGGAUUGCUGCAAGCAAUGGGGUUGCGUUGCUCAUGGUCAGGUUCCACCAGGAUUUCCUACGAAUCCUCAACAAAAACCACCUCAAUUCCUUCCAACAGUUCCUCCUGCGGAUCGCUAUCCUCAUGAUGAUAUUGUUGAUGACGAACAAAACAUUAUACAUCGUCCUAAUAAUCCCUUAGAACCUUUGAAUGGAAUUCCACCAGGAUUACCCAUACCAGGUUUUGGUGAUGAUAACAAAAAGCUAUCGGUGCUAUCGUUGCAAGGUGACUCAGCAACGAGCAUAAAGAUGCUCUUUGGUCUACCACCAGUUUUAGUCGGAUUGCGUGGCAGUGUGGACUUGAGAUAUACAGAUUCAGCAGAGGAGGAUGUAUCUCAAUGGUACUCGCAAGUUUUCGCUCCAGCAGACGAGAUUCUUACCACACCACGUUUGGAAUUCCGACUGACUGAUUUAAAGCCAUCAACCACGUACAAGAUUAGAGGAAAGCUUUACCUACACAAUUUGCCAGUGGAACCGGAGAGCGAUAUUUAUACUGUGAAAACUCAAGAUUUACCAACUGUUCUGCCUCCCGAAGAGAAACGUAAAGAAAUCGAUUGUAAGCUGUCGGUAGUAGAUGUGAACGACACAACAGCACACGUGAACUGGAGGCAUUUCAGUGAAGAGGAAUUGCAAUUUAUCGAUGGUAUACAAGUCAGAUAUCGUCCAAAAGGUACUCCAAUCUACAGUAUGACAGAACUUCUGCAUCACAGCCGAUCAGCUGCAGAGUUGCGAGAACUGCGCCCCGGCAGUCGAUACGAAGCAUCACUGGUGUUGAUACCACCCCCACGGUCCACCACCGAAUUGCACGAUCCAGGAAUUGUAGAAUUUACCACAGCUCCAUUUAUUGAUCCUUACGCCUGGUCAGUGAUGGUUGAAGCACGUGCAGUAGGAUCGGAGGCAGCGGAGUUGACGUGGCGUGGCGUGCCGGCACCGGCCGAGCGCUGGGUGCGCGUUUACCGCGCCGCGCACGCGUGUGCCAACGACCGUGACGAGCGCACUGAGCACGACGCCUUCCGCCUCGUGCGACGCGAUACGCCGCAGACUAUCACCCUUACGGGGCUACGACCUGACGCAAAAUGUCGAGUGUGGUUGGAGCUUUUCCUUACAAACGGCAAAGUGAAAACCAGUAACGUAUUGGAGAUUCACACUAAAUCCUUGGACUCAGGAGAACCCAUCGACAAUGUAAUAGAAGCAUCAUCAGUAGCUGGUAGCCGAGGAGUUCCUCGUGGGGAUUACUACGGAGCCUUAGUCGUGGUCGGGGUCAUUGCUGCCCUUGGAGCCCUUACCUCGAUCCUGUUACUGCUGGUCGUGGUCCGUCGCCAUAGACCGAGAUCCGUGCCAAUCACGUCUGUGCCAUCAGCUCCCCGAGAGUCAUCUUUACCACCUUACGAUAAUCCGGCGUACAAACUAGAAUUACAGCAAGAAACAAUGGAUCUCUGACAGUUAAGCUCCCGUGAGCAGUUGAAUGGGCUCAACGGGAUAUCCGAACGAAGCGCGGACGUACAAAAUGGCCGACCAUACAACGAAAUGGGCGUCUAAGCAAUGUCUCGCGCCAAUAUAUACCUGACAAAGAUAAUUUAUUUGCAAUUAAUCUCGCUUCAGUUUAAAUUUUAAAAACUAAAUAUAUUUAUAAAAUAGUUUUAAUACUGAUUAUUAAUUACCUAUGGUAACUAUUUUAACAGUAAUAUUUGGACUUACCUUUUAUAUUUGAGAUUGAGUUUAAUUUUGUAAAAAGAAUUUAAUAAAAAUGAGUGCCUUAUCGCAUAAUAUUUUG
Vanessa atalanta (red admiral) is the source of this 3832-nucleotide messenger RNA. It is a transcript of the gene sas, whose product is annotated as putative epidermal cell surface receptor. The transcript has 18 exons. The record is from RefSeq and is a predicted model, not a curated record. Bases 193 to 3498 code for a protein of 1101 amino acids. Gene Ontology annotation, molecular function: protein binding. NCBI's taxonomy places the organism in Eukaryota, Metazoa, Arthropoda, Insecta, Lepidoptera, Nymphalidae.